Messenger RNA from Physeter macrocephalus (sperm whale), 1436 nucleotides. RefSeq names its product latexin. The transcript has 9 exons. Gene Ontology annotation, molecular function: metalloendopeptidase inhibitor activity. Bases 1 to 1203 code for a protein of 400 amino acids. The record is from RefSeq and is a predicted model, not a curated record. NCBI's taxonomy places the organism in Eukaryota, Metazoa, Chordata, Mammalia, Artiodactyla, Physeteridae.
AUGCAGCUCCGCCGGCAACCGCUUCCUGCGCCCCGGCCGGGGGACCCGGACCCCGCCGCCCCGCUGCUCGUGCUGCUCCUGCUGCUCGCCCUCCAGGGGGCGGCGGCGGCGCCCGCGGGGCCCGGGGAGCCCGAGGACUCCGGGUGGCGUCAGGACGCGGAGUUCCCGCGCGGGCUCCUGUCGCAGGCGGCGCGCGCGGCGCUGCACUUCUUCAACUUCCGCGCGAGCUCGCCCAGCGCCCUUCGAGUGCUGGCUGAGGUGCAGGAGGGCCGCGCUUGGAUUAAUCAAAAGAAGGAAUAUAAAGUUGAUCUGGUGUUUACCACGGAGCUCUACAACCCAGAGGAAGGUAAGGAACAUCUGGGGAAAUGUUCUGCUCGAGUGUUUUUCAGGAACGAGAAACCCAGACCGGCCAUUAAUAUAACGUGUACUCGGCUCAUUGAGAAGAAGACAAGACAAGAAGAAGAUUAUCGGCUCUAUAAGUACAUGAAGCAACUUAAAAACCUCUUGGAUGUAGUCAGCAUACCUGAUAGUCAUGGACAUAUUGAUCCCUCUCUGAGACCCAUCUGGGAUUUAGCUUUUCUGGGCAGCUCUUACGUGAUGUGGGAAAAGACAACACAGUUUUUACACUACUACAUGGCACAGCUCAGCAGUGUGAAGCAGUGGGAUAUUCCGGGAAGAGGACGUAAGUAUCGCCUUAAAUUUUCUGUGGAAGAAAUUAUCCAAAAACAAGUUACAGUGGAUUGCACAGCUGAAGUACUGUACCCUUCAAUGGGACAAGAUACUGCACCAGAAGUCAACUUCACAUUUGAAGGAGAAAUUGGAAAGAACCCAGAUGAGGAAGAUAAUACAUUUUAUCAUAGACUCAAGUCUAUGAAGGAACCACUAGAAGCACAAAAUAUUCCAGACAGUUUUGGAAAUGUACCACCGGAAAUGAAGCCAGUUCAACAUUUAGCCUGGGUUGCCUGUGGUUAUAUAAUAUGGCAAAAUUCUACUGAAAAUACAUGGUAUAAAAUGGCAAAAAUUCAAACUGUCAAGCAAGUGCAAAGAAAUGAUGACUUCAUUGAGUUAGACUACACCAUUCUACUUCAUGACACUGCAUCUCAGGAGAUUAUUCCUUGGCAAAUGCAAGUUCUCUGGCAUCCACAAUAUGGUACUAAAGUAAAACAUAAUAGCCGUCUACCAAAGGAAGCACAAUUGGAAUAAAUGAAGACUGUAACAUUCGAUGAAGUAUAAACAUGCUUAUUAAUGAUGUGUAUACCAGUCUUCAUUGAUAUCUAGCUUAAAGGGUCAGACAAAUCUCAUAAGUGUCCCUUUGUAUAAAUGGCCUGAACUACAGAACUAUAUAGCUUCCAUAAUAAAGAGCAUCACAAUGUAAAAGUGUCUUAUCAACAGUAAUAGUGCUAUGUAUAUCCCCUAAUAAAAAGCUUUAAAUUCCA